UCAACGCACUCGAGGUUGCAAAUUAAAGUUUUGUGGAAAGUAUAAAUAUGAUUUCUUAGAAUAGAACACAAUCUUCUUACUGCAUGACGUUAUUCUCGACUAUUAAGCGAUCCAAAGCCAUCUUCAUUCCCUUCGAUGGCGUUUGUCGAAAAUAUAUCUUCUGUCGCGAGGCGUCUGUAAAUUUCCAGUUAAUUCUAUAUUAGAUAGUUUGUCAUGAUACGAAUCAGAAAGAUAAAAAAAUGUAUCGGACGGAGUUUGUCAUUCCUUGGGUCCAGAUGCGGGCGAGGGAUGAGCAUACUCUGAAAGCGCGCAAGUUUGAUCCCGUGUUGGAGCCGUUCGCACCUCGUCAUUCGAUCUCGUACUUUAACAAUAAUAAAAAAGAUAGCGCGAAAUCGGCGUACGAGCGUCUUCACAGCGCGGCGGAUUUCGAUCCUGGCAAGCCUCGAUGCGAUCGCACGAAACCCAGCCUUUAUUGGCUCGAGAUCGCGAAGGAGAACAAUGGUCACACGGUUCCAAUGACUUCUAAUCACUGGUACGGUCGACCGAACAGAAUCCAAGUCGACUUUCCUCAGAAGAAAUUCAAUCGGUCGAGCAAAAUGCUGGAGUUCUACAGUCGGUCCGGCCUCAACCUAAUCAGCGACGAGGACGAACGUCGGCCAAGAGUCUGUUAGGCAAACUUUUUCCUCUCAUUUUUCCUGUAACGAUCGAUCAAACGUUCACCGUUGCAUCGAGGUACGGGGCGAAAGAACGAAGAAAACAGACAACCAGUUGCGAAACGUUCCAGAAAGCUGCCGGAGUUGAGAAAAAUUAUCGUGAAACUGGUAAUUAUUACAAGGCCUGACGUAUUAUUGGCGCCAGCAAAGUUCCCUCACCGGUGUUUACACGCGGAAAAUCCGCUUUACGCGUCGCGAUGAAUAAAACUAACCGAGAGAUAUAAUUUCGCGAGUCGCGUGCUGCUGUUUGCAUUUAAUCCGCGCCAUAUGACGAUUCGACUGAAAAAUUACUCGCUCGGCGGAGCACUGUUUGUAGAAAGAAAUUAAUUCGUUUGGAAUACAGUACCGUCGACGUGGCUCGUCCAAUUUUUUUUUUUUUUUUUUUUUUUUUUUUUUUU
Molecule: messenger RNA, 1111 nt
Organism: Hylaeus anthracinus
Lineage: Eukaryota; Metazoa; Arthropoda; Insecta; Hymenoptera; Colletidae
Exons: 2
Coding region: 240-671 (143 amino acids)
Source: RefSeq, a predicted model, not a curated record